AUGAAAGGUGUACGUUACUUUUACGUUGGUUAUGUAAGGAAGGUACGGCUAGAGACAAGCUUGCCGAGCACUUUCGUGUCGUGGGUCGGUCUCCGCUUUUGGUUUGACUAUUCAAUUUUUGGAUGGCUUGGGACAGUCCGACGACUAAAAGAUCGUUGCCAGAUCCGAGGUACCGGAAAGCCGCCCGCAUCGCUCUCACUUGGAUGUGGAACACAAAAUAGAUUGAAAUACGAUAUCAUGGUGAGUCCUUCCGGGCGGUCUGGUUUUUCCUUUGGCGAAUCGCCCCCAAACGAUAGCCCGUUUGAAAGGAAAUCAGAAUCCUACCGCGACACUUCAACAACGGGUCAGAAUGCGCUGGUUCUGGGGAAUACGAACGGGUCGAACAACGAUGAAAAUUGGAAUCCAUUGACACGUGACAGUCAUGGUUUACGUCGGCGGAAGCAGAACGAGAUUCCCCUCUCUAGAAAGUCCGUUGUUCCACCGCCACGAUCUAGUUACAGUCUAGGAGGUAGCGGGAUGGAUCUGGUACCAGUGGAACCACGAAAAGAGUAUUCGUCGUUCGGAGGCUCCCCAUCUACCGCAUCAAAGCCGGAUUAUCUGCCAUCCGACCUCACUUCCCCGACACAGGGGCAGAUGGUGGUAUCGUCGUCAAAUUCUUGGACCAACGCGGCACCCCACGGCGCUCCGGAGGACGACCAUGGCGGUUGGGUUUUGGUGUACGGGUACAGUACCGCGGCACAAUACGACGAGAUUUUGCGCGUGUUUGGACAGUUUGGUGUGAUGGUGCAACACAAGGGAUCCUGCGCGCCCGGUCGAACGAACUGGGUCGCGGUUCAGUACGCCAGUCGAUUGGAAGCCGAAAAAGCCUUGUGCCAUCAACAUCUGCCGCUGGCCGACGGCGUCUUUUGUGGCGUGAAGAAACUAGACGGGAACGACCCAAUCUUGUUACAUACGGCGGAUACCGCCUUGUCCACAUUGUGGAGUCGGAAUAGCGGAGUACCCGAGUCGAAGGGAACCUCAUCCAACGCGAGGGUUGGAAUAUUAGAAGAAAAGGACGUACUCUUGGAGACUGACAGAGAACAGGGCGAUGGCAAUCUACCACCACGCACAAUUGGCAUCUGCGAACGGUUCGCUCGAUGGGUGCUGGCUAUUGAAGACUAAACGGAUACGGUGCGUUCGAUUGCACAUACAAGUUAAUCAAGUAAGUUAACGAUCGCCAUAGAUAAUCCUAACGAGAGCCUUCCCCCAACUG
Phaeodactylum tricornutum CCAP 1055/1 is the source of this 1252-nucleotide messenger RNA. RefSeq lists its product with no specific name. The transcript has 2 exons. The record is from RefSeq and is a predicted model, not a curated record. Gene Ontology annotation, biological process: nuclear pore organization; regulation of DNA-templated transcription; NLS-bearing protein import into nucleus. Gene Ontology annotation, molecular function: structural constituent of nuclear pore; phospholipid binding; single-stranded DNA binding. Bases 1 to 1161 code for a protein of 386 amino acids. Lineage: Eukaryota; Bacillariophyta; Bacillariophyceae; Surirellales; Neidiaceae. Gene Ontology annotation, cellular component: nuclear membrane; nuclear pore central transport channel; nuclear pore nuclear basket.